Molecule: messenger RNA, 1949 nt
Organism: Scleropages formosus (Asian bonytongue)
Lineage: Eukaryota; Metazoa; Chordata; Actinopteri; Osteoglossiformes; Osteoglossidae
Product: transmembrane protein 80-like
Exons: 6
Coding region: 15-452 (145 amino acids)
Biological process (GO): non-motile cilium assembly
Cellular component (GO): ciliary transition zone
Source: RefSeq, a predicted model, not a curated record
UCCUGCUUUUCAAGAUGGCGGCUGCGCAGACUGGCAGAACGGCUACUAUUCUGUCCUCAGUGUCCCUGCAGGUGCUCCUCUACCUGUCUGCUGUUUACUUCAUCUUCUACUUCCUGGCCACACUUGGACUGAUCAUUUACAAGAGCCUGGUUCUGAGCUACCCAGGGGAGAACAUUGUCCUGGAUCUGUGUCUGCUCUUCCUCCUGGCUGGACUGGAGGCUCUCAGGCUAUACUGGGGUGUGAGGGGUAACCUGCAGGAGAGCGAGUGGUGUACAGGGGUCAGUUUAGCCUUGACGUUGGCCACCGUUCUUCUUGGAGUCUACUUCUUGCAGUGGCAGGCCUAUGUCUUGCGUGCAGAUGUCAUCCUCGGUGCUUUGCUUCUGAGCCUUUAUGGACUUGGGGGCAUCCUGGGUCUCGUGGCUUUGGCCCGCUUUGUAAGCGCCUAUUCAUGACGGAGCCCACUUCCUCCCUUCCUCGGGGACUCAAUGACCACAUUCUGGUGAAUAUUCCUCUGUGGAGGCUGCAGGAAUCCCCAGAAUGUACCAGAAGGUCAUUGGUUCAUGGACUGGAUAGGAUUGCGAAAACUGGGCUAAAGCACUUCUGUCUACUUCUGCAGAAGAAAUAGGUGUAAAGAGGCCGCAUGGAGCUUCUGAAUAAGGCAGUGAAUAAGAGUAUUGCCUUUGAGUUUUCCAGGGUAAAUUGUGUUGUUUUUAUUUUCUGUAUGAGGUUUUGUAACAGUGAAAUGUACAUUAUUACUUUUGUGCCUUAGUUAUUUGUUUACACAGUGGUUCAGGUACAGUUUCUGAAUAUUUUUUUACGUAUAUAGGAAACUAAAUAUGAGUAGAGGUGUGGGGUAAAAGAGGUAAAAACAUUGUUGCUGGUGAACCUGUUACUGCCAGUGAUCUCCACUAGAGGGAAGAGCUACGAUACAUAUUGCUCCCAACACCUUUGUCUGUUUUUUUUUCUCUUUAUUUUAUUUUAAUAGCAUUCCAGUAAUUAUUUUUUUAAACAAAUCAUAAAACAGCUAUUUAAAUAUUGUAGCACGCUUAGUGGUUAUGACAAACAGUUAGUGGAACCCUGGCACACAGUGAGAGAUGUAGGCACCCCUACAAAGAAAUAUUGUUCAUGGGCUGAAGACCUCUUUUCUUCAAAGACCUACACCUUAAAUCAGCCUUCCCAGCCUGUAUUCUUCUCCUCUGGCUAACACACUCUCCCCGUGAUUCCCCACAAUGGUUGAAUGCUUAAUUCACAUUUUACCCACAAUUCAACGAUUUGAAAUAAACCCAUUUUCCUGCUCAAUUGUAACACUCCCCAGCGAAGCGGGCCGUUACGGUACUUACCAUUAGAGGCAGUGUUCAAUUCCUGGAACUCAAAAAAAGGUAAUGUAAGUUGGGAAAUGAUUUUCUGGAACAAGUGGUACACAAAAGGAUUUAAAGGUGUUGGUUGUCACUGUUGUAUAUGAAGAACGUGGGCUAAUAACCACACUUGGCUACUGUUUCUGUAAGGGGAAAUAUGUUUCAGAAGAAGGUAGUAGGUUCAGAAUAUGACAAUGUUUACAUUCAUCUGGUGCUUUAUCUCAAAUGGACUCAUGUGGUUUGUCUGUUUAGACAAGUGUGUAAUUUUUCCUGGAGUGAUUUGGGGUAAGUACUUUGGUCAAGGGUACUUUAUCAGGAGGUAGGAUUUGAACCUGGAUCCUUCAGGUCCAAGACUGCAGCAGUAAUCAGUAUGCUGUCUGCUGCCCCUUAUGCAGAUAAACAUUUCCAUAUGAAAGGUAAAAGUACGGAAAUUAAUUAAAUAAAAUGUAAAAGAUGGUAUUGGAUACAACAAGGAAAGACGCAAUACUUUUGAUAUACUCUGUGUAAAAAAAAUUGAGAUGUUAGACAUGCAGGACACUAUGUAGCAUCGUGGUUAGAUCUGCUGCUUUUGGAUCCACAGAUCAUAGGUUUCAA